This is a messenger RNA of Paracoccidioides brasiliensis Pb18, 1494 nucleotides long. Its product is annotated as phosphoribosylaminoimidazole carboxylase, ATPase subunit. Gene Ontology annotation, biological process: 'de novo' IMP biosynthetic process. Gene Ontology annotation, molecular function: metal ion binding; phosphoribosylaminoimidazole carboxylase activity; ATP binding. Bases 1 to 1494 code for a protein of 497 amino acids. The record is from RefSeq and is a predicted model, not a curated record. The transcript is spliced from 3 exons.
AUGCUGGAAUCUUGCAAUGUCGGCGUCCUUGGUGGCGGCCAAUUGGGCAGAAUGCUCAUGGAGGCUGCAAACCGUCUGAACAUCCGAAUGACCAUCCUAGAUUCCGAUAACGCCCCUGCGAAACAAAUCAGUGCGCACAGCGGACAUGUCACCGGCUCCUUUGCUGACCGCGCGUCGGUUUGCAAGCUCGCAGAUGUUUGCGACAUUAUUACUGCGGAGAUUGAACAUGUAGAUACCUAUACGCUUGAGGAGGUGGAGGAUCAAGUCGAGGUGCAACCCAGCUGGCAAAGCAUUCGAAUUAUCCAGGACAAAUUUGCCCAGAAGGUUCAUUUGUCCCGCUUCGGUAUCCCGAUGGCGGAAUACAAGGAGCUGAAAUCUAAUACUGUGGAGGAGCUGGAGGCAAUUGGAGAAGAGCUGGGCUAUCCACUCAUGCUUAAAUCAAAAACUUUGGCGUACGACGGCAGAGGGAAUUACACUGUUAAAGCAAAGUCAUCGGUCCCAGCGGCACUCGACUCCUUAAAAAAUCGGCCGCUUUAUGCGGAGAAAUGGGUCAGCUUCAGAAUGGAGCUGGCUGUCAUUGUAGUCAAAACCAAGGAUGGAGUUCUAUCUUACCCUACCGUCGAAACUAUUCAAGAAAACUCAAUAUGCAAACUAGUAUACGCGCCCUCCAGAGGUAUAUCAGAUGCCGUCGACAAGAAGGCCCAAGAGCUAGCCAGGAAUGCGGUUGCGGCAUUUGACGGCAAAGGCGUGUUCGGGGUUGAAAUGUUCCUCUUGGAAGACGAUUCGCUAUUACUCUGUGAACUUGCCAGCCGCAUCCAUAACUCGGGUCACUACAGCAUCGAAGCCUGCCCCAUGUCGCAAUUCGAAGCACACCUGCGAGCGAUCCUUGACCUCCCCAUACCCCAACAGAGCCUUAAAAUCCGACAGCCGGCCAUAAUGGUUAACAUCCUAGGCGGCACUACGCCAGACUCACAUCUCAAAGUCGCUGAGCGCGCUCUCUCAAUUCCAAACGCCAGCAUCCAUCUUUACAGUAAAGGCGCUGCCCGCCUAGGACGGAAGAUGGGUCAUAUCACCGUCACAGCACGCACAAUGAAAGAAGCGGAAACUCUUGUUGAGCCCCUUCUCGAACCCACAGAUACCAUAGUUGCCACAUCUGCGUCUCCCAUGCUUUUCUUCCCGCCCAAACCUGCCUACACGCGACCUAAACCGACCAUUGGAGUAGUUAUGGGUUCUGACAGUGACCUGAAGACCCUAAUACCGGGCCUCAACCUUCUAAAAUACAACUUCGGCAUCGAACCGGAGGUUGACAUUACAUCCGCGCACCGUACUCCCGAUUACAUGGCGGAAUAUGCAUCGACAGCAGCUUCUCGUGGUAUUAAGGUAAUUAUCGCUGCUGCGGGGGGUGCUGCACAUCUGCCCGGCAUGGCCCGCUGCGCAUACCUCGUUACCAGUGAUUGGAGUGCCGGUGAAGGGGAGUUCGUUGGAUGGAGUUGA